Messenger RNA from Fundulus heteroclitus (mummichog), 4069 nucleotides. RefSeq names its product tripeptidyl peptidase 2 (gene tpp2). NCBI's taxonomy places the organism in Eukaryota, Metazoa, Chordata, Actinopteri, Cyprinodontiformes, Fundulidae. The transcript has 29 exons. The record is from RefSeq and is a predicted model, not a curated record. Gene Ontology annotation, biological process: proteolysis. Gene Ontology annotation, molecular function: serine-type endopeptidase activity; tripeptidyl-peptidase activity. Gene Ontology annotation, cellular component: cytosol. The coding region runs from base 196 to 4035 and encodes 1279 amino acids.
GCCCGAGUCAAUCUGGUACCUACACCGGUCUUCCCCCGUGACGAGUGAGUGCAGAAAAGGGCAGGCGCUGCGCCUUUAACCAGCUCUCCUCCUCGUCUCGCCCGCCGCCGUGUUGCUCUCUUGUCUCUUCCCCAUUUUCGCUGCUUUUUUUUUCCUCCUCAUUGUCGCUCUUCUUUGUUUUAAUAAAUUUGGACCAUGGCUGCUCAUUCUACCGAUGAACCGUUCCCUUUCCACGGGCUUCUCCCCAAGAAGGAGACCGGCGCUGCCUCUUACCUCACCAGGUUCCCCGACUAUGACGGGCGAGGGGUGCUCAUCGCCAUACUCGACACCGGCGUGGACCCCGGGGCCCCCGGCAUGCAGGUCACGACUGAAGGGAAGCCAAAGAUCGUCGACAUCAUUGACACAACCGGCAGCGGUGACGUGAACACGACGACAGCGGUGGAGCCCAAAGACGGGACGAUCACUGGCCUCUCUGGAAGAACGCUCAAGAUCCCUCCCGCCUGGGUCAACCCGUCAGGGAAGUAUCGCAUUGGAGUUAAAAAUGGAUUUGAGUUCUUCCCCAAGGCUCUUAAGGAAAGAAUACAGAAAGAGCGCAAAGAGAAGAUGUGGGACCCAGCACACAGAGCAGCCCUCGCUGAAGUCAGUCGUAAAAUGGAGGAGUUUGACCUCGCUCAUCCCACUCCGUCGCAGGUGGAAAAGUUGCAGAAGGAAGACCUGCAGUGUCAGUCAGAGCUGCUGGCAUCUCUAGAAAAGAAGUACAGCGAUCCCGGUCCGGUGUACGACUGCGUGCUCUGGCACGACGGCGUCACGUGGAAGGCGGUAGUGGACACGACGGAGUGCGGCGAACUGUCCCAGUGCACUGUCCUGAGCUCGUACAGAGAGAAACAGGAGUAUGCCACUUUAGGAAAUGCUGAAAUGCUCAACUACUCUGUUAAUAUCUACGAUGAAGGAAACACGCUCUGCAUCGUUGCCAGCGGAGGCGCUCAUGGGACACAUGUGGCGAGCAUCGCCGCGGGCUACUUCCCAGAGGAACCGGAACGAAACGGCGUCGCUCCUGGUGCCCAAAUCUUGGCGGUGAAGAUCGGAGACACUCGACUCAGCACCAUGGAAACCGGCACCGGACUCAUCCGCGCGAUGAUAGAAGUAAUCAACUACAAGUGUGACCUGGUUAACUAUAGCUACGGGGAAGCCACUCACUGGCCUAAUUCAGGGAGGAUUUGCGAAGUGAUCACAGAAGCUGUGCAGAAGCACAACGUGAUAUUCGUGUCAAGCGCAGGAAACAACGGCCCCUGCCUCUCCACUGUCGGCUGCCCGGGAGGAACCACCAGCAGCGUCAUAGGAGUCGGAGCGUACGUGACUCCGGACAUGAUGGUGGCCGAGUAUUCCCUGCGGGAGAAGCUGCCCCCCAACCAGUACACGUGGUCCUCCAGGGGGCCCAGCACAGACGGGGCCCUCGGGGUCAGCAUCAGCGCUCCAGGCGGGGCCAUCGCAUCCGUGCCCAACUGGACGCUCCGCGGCACGCAGCUGAUGAACGGCACGUCCAUGUCCUCGCCCAACGCCUGCGGCGGCAUCGCGCUCGUCCUCUCAGGUCUGAAGCAGACGGGGAUCCGUCCCUCUGUUCCCGCUGUGAGGAGAGCGCUGGAGAACACGGCUCAGAAAGUCGACGACAUAGAAGCGUUUGCACAGGGUCAUGGAAUAAUCCAGGUGGACAAGGCUUUAGACUACCUCACUCAGCACGCCUCUCUGCCCACGAGCAACCUGGGCUUCUCGGUCAGCGUGGGCUCACAGAGGGGCAUCUACCUCAGGGAACCGGCCCAAGUCCUCACACCUUCUGAUCACGGGGUCGGCAUCGAGCCCGUCUUCCCAGAGAACUCAGAAAACUCCGAGCGAAUCUCCUUGCAGCUGCACCUGGCCCUCACGUGCUCGGCCCCGUGGGUCCAGUGCCCCGCCCACCUCGAGCUGAUGAACCAGUGUCGCCACGUCAACGUCCGCAUCGAUCCGGUUGGACUGAGGGAGGGAGUCCAUUACACCGAGGUCUGCGGUUAUGAUACAUCUGCACCCAGCUGUGGCCCGCUCUUCAGAGUUCCUAUUACUGUUAUCAUCCCUACCAAAGUGACAGACAGCCGUAACCAGGAGGUUCGAUUCUCAGACGUCCACUUCCGACCCGGACAGAUCAGACGGCACUUCAUCGCUGUUCCUCAGGGAGCGUCGUGGGCAGAGGUCACCCUGACUUCCCAUUCAGGAGACGUGUCAUCGAAGUUCGUUCUUCACGCGGUGCACCUGGUCAAACAGAGAGCCUACAGAGCUAACGAGUUCUACAAGUUCUCCUCUCUACUGGAAAGAGGUUCUCUGACGGAGGCUUUCCCGGUGCUGUCCGGUAGGGUGGUGGAGUUUUGUAUAGCGCGCUGGUGGGCGAGCCUGGGGGACGUGACGGUGGACUACAGCAUCUCGUUCCACGGCCUCAGCGUUUCUCCUUCUCCCCUCCACAUCCACGCCUCCGAAGGAGUGAUGAGCUUCGACGUGUCGUCGCCCAUGAGGUACGAGGAGGUGUCCCCCACCGUCACCCUGAAGUCCUGGGUUCAGCCUCUGCGGCCCCUAAACUCAAAGAUAAAAGCGUUGGGAACGCGGGACGUCCUGCCCAAUAACAGGCAACUCUACGAAAUUGUCCUCACCUACAGCUUCCACCAGCCUAAGAGCGGCGAGGUUACGCCCAGCUGCCCGAUGCUGUGCGAGCUGCUGUACGAGUCCGAGUUCGACAGUCAGCUGUGGAUGCUGUUCGACCAGAACAAGAGGCUGCUGGGCUCGGGGGACGCCUACCCGCACCAGUAUUCCCUAAAGCUAGAAAAGGGGGAUUACACCGUACGGCUGCAGGUCCGACACGAGCAGUCCAGCGAGCUGGAGCGCCUGAAGGACCUGCCGUUUGUGGUUUCUCACCGCCUGUCCAACACGCUCAAUCUGGACGUGUACGAGUCGCACCGCGCUGCCCUCAUGGCCAAGAAGAAGGCGAACUCGGUUACUUUGUGUCCAGGCGCUACGCAGCCUUUCUAUGUCACAGCCCUGCCAGACGACAAGGUCCCUAAAGGCACGAGUCCAGGGUGUUACCUUUCAGGCUCCCUCGUUGUGAGCAAGAGCGAGUAUGGCAAGAAAGCAGGGCAGGCCUCUGCAAAACGACAAGGAAAAUUUAAAAAGGACGUCGUGCCGGUCGUCUACCACCUGAUUCCCGCCCCCAACAAGUCAAAGAACGGUGGCAAGGAGAAGGACAAGGACGGAGACAAAGAGAAGGACGUGAAGGAGGAGUUCGCCGAAGCCGUGAGGGAUCUAAAGAUCCAGUGGAUGACAAAGUUGGAGUCGAGCGCCGUCUACGACGAACUGAUGGAGAGCUACUCGGAUUACCUUCCGCUGCACGUGCAAAGGCUGCAUCAGCUGGACUCGGAGAAGGAACGAGUGAAACGCCUCAGGGAGGUGGUGUCUGCGGCGGACAUCGUCAUGUCCCACAUCGACCAAACGGCGUUGGCCGUGUUUCUCACCAUGAAGACGGACCCUCGGCCGGACGCCGCCUCUAUCAAAACCGACAUGGAGAAGCAGAAGUCGUCUCUCCUGGACGCUCUGUGUAGAAAAGGCUGCGCCCUGGCCGACCAGCUCCUGGUGCCGCCCACCUUGCAGGGCGCGGCCGGCGCCGUGGCUACGGAAGCGGCUGCAGAGGGAGAGGAGGAAGCCGGAGAGCAGGCGGCCAGCAGCUCUGACGACGCCCAGGAGAACGUCUCGAAUGCCCUGAUGGACACUUUCUGGGAGGUGCAGAAGUGGGCGGAGCUUACCGAAUCCAAGGUUUUGAUGUUUUCAUACAAACACGCCCUGGCGAACAAGAUGUACGGCCGAGCGCUGAAAUACGCCUCCAAGAUGGUGGAGGAGAAGCCCAGCAAAGAGAACAUGAAGAACUGCGUCCAGAUCAUGCGCCUCCUCGGAUGGACGCACUGCACCGCCUUUAGUGAGAACUGGCUCCCCGUCAUGUACCCUGCAGAUUAUUCACCGUUCUAGGCACAGGCACGCACAGAAGCAUGGGACGGCAUGG